AAUCGAUUUUCCUCAGUUGAAGCCGACAAGCCGAGCCGAAAACUUAAAAAAAAAAACUGAAUUAAUAUUUCGAGUUUUAUUUUACAAGUGCAAUAAGAUAAAGUGACAAGUGCAAUGUCGGUCUUCGACAAUCCCGACCAGCUGCGGCAGCUGCAGAACCUUCUGAAUCCCCGGCAGACUCGUGCCGGCAUCGACUGCAGCAGCAGCGAGGAUGAGGAGGAGUCCUUGGUGGUCCACAAGCUAACACCUGGCAGCAUUGGUCCUCAGGCGCCAACGGCAGCAGGAUCGUCCGCUCAGGCGAAGGCCAAGAAAAAGAAAAAGCCCAAUCCAUUGGCCACUCCCCUGGUGGAGGAGCAAAAGAAGCAGCCCGAUACCCUCGAGGAGUGGCAAGAACAGCAGGAACGUGAGGACACUGAUAUUCUGGAGACGAGAAGGUGUCCAGAAUACACCAUGACCUACAGCCAGGCCGUGGGCACUGAAGAUGUCUUCCUGCAGAUGGGCAAUCGCACCGGCUCGUCCGCCAGCUGCGAAGACCUUAUUCUGGACAUUCAUCUGCCCGAUGAGGAGACGACAGUCGACAAGAUCAUGCUGACUCUGGAGGAAACGGAUCUGGAUCUGGCCACCGCCCUCUAUCGCCUCCACCUGCCUCUGCCCCAUCCCGUGGACGUGGAUCGAUGUCAGGCCAAGUACAGCACGGAGUUUCGGAAACUGCGCCUGACGCUUCGCUUGCGUCGGGAGCUCGAUUAUGUCAACUUUUAGACAUAGAACAUAGAGUACACACGAUACACAACACAACACAUGAUACACGCUACACGCUACACGCUACACGCUACACGAUACACGCUGCUCGAUGAACAACACGACAGAAAUUCCAUUUCCCUCAACAUUUUCUACACUGCCCCAAGUUGUCUCUUUUCUGCCCCUUCCACUCCCCUCUGCUGUUGGUACACAACUUCGAUUGCAAUCGCAGCAUUCUAGCACCCGGCAGCGACGAGUCCUUUUCAAACGCGACCUUUGAAUUAAUUUAACCUUUCGCAACCCAUCCAAAUCGAACAAAAUUUGAUGUGCUCGUUGAGCAAACGUGAAAGCCAAAAUUAAAAUUGUGGAAUAAAAAUUACUAAAAUGUGA
Molecule: messenger RNA, 1128 nt
Organism: Drosophila miranda
Lineage: Eukaryota; Metazoa; Arthropoda; Insecta; Diptera; Drosophilidae
Gene: Dnaaf6
Product: protein PIH1D3
Exons: 4
Coding region: 115-759 (214 amino acids)
Biological process (GO): axonemal dynein complex assembly
Cellular component (GO): cytoplasm
Molecular function (GO): dynein intermediate chain binding; protein-folding chaperone binding
Source: RefSeq, a predicted model, not a curated record